GUGCGCCGUUAAUCUUAGCGGACAGGUGACAUCUGCAGACGGAAAUGGUCGACAGAGCCGCUUCUAUUGGCCAACUUCUGCUUCAACAAAUCGAUUUGAUUGGACGCUGGAAAAAGCUGUUACUGUGUUCAGCCAUGUCGGACGCUGAAGAGGAAUACGAGUAUCAGGCGGUGGAAGUUGAGGAGGAGCAGGAGGCGGAGCCUGAGGAAGAGGAGGAGGAAGCUGAACAGGCUGAAGAAUAUGGAGGAGAACAGCAGGAGUACCAAGACCAAGAUGCCCAGGAGGAAGAAGAAGAGCGCCCCAGGCCAAAGCCUCUUGUGCCCCAACUUGCUCCCCCAAAGAUUCCUGAGGGAGAACGAGUGGAUUUUGACGACAUCCACAGGAAGCGAAUGGAGAAGGACUUACUGGAGCUGCACACCCUGAUCGAUGCUCACUUUGAGCAGAGGAAGAAGGACGAGGAGGAACUCAUUGGGCUCAAGGAGCGGAUUGAGCACCGCCGAGCCGAGAGGGCCGAGAUCCAGAGGGUCAGAACCGAGAAGGAGAAGGACCGACAGAACAGGAUUGCGGAGGAACGUCACAGAAAAGAGGAAGAGGAGGCCAAAAAGAAGGCAGACGAUGACCUGAAGAAGAAGAAAGUGCUGUCUGGCAUGGGGGCCAACUUCGGAGGUUUCCUGACCAAAGCCGAGUCGAGGAAGAGCAAGCGCCUGACGGGCAGGGAGAUCAAGAGGAAGACGCUGGCCGACAGACGGCAGCCUCUAGGCAUCGACAACAUGAGGGAGGACGGCUUGAGGAACCGGGCCCAGGAGAUGUGGAACUGGAUCCAUCAGCUGGAAUCCGAGAAGUUCGACUUUAUGGAGCAAAUGAAGCACCAGAGAUAUGAGAUUACUGUGUUACUGAACAGAAUCCAACAUGCUCAGAAAUUCAAAAAAGUCCACGGCAAAGGGAAGGUGGGCGGCCGCUGGAAGUGAAACGGCAAACACAAAAACAAAGAUGGGAGCAACGGGAUUUAAAGACAAAUAGGGAAAAAAAAAAACACUUUUUUCUUCUUUUUAAAUUGGAUUCUUUCUAGAGCUCCUGGGUUUCUCUGGGUUGUAAACUUGAUGUUAAUGUUACAACCCAGUAGCAUCAAGAAGUGUAGAAAUAAACGUACAUGCGCUACAUUUAAAA
Molecule: messenger RNA, 1167 nt
Organism: Gambusia affinis (western mosquitofish)
Lineage: Eukaryota; Metazoa; Chordata; Actinopteri; Cyprinodontiformes; Poeciliidae
Gene: tnnt1
Product: troponin T type 1 (skeletal, slow)
Exons: 15
Coding region: 45-968 (307 amino acids)
Biological process (GO): sarcomere organization; regulation of muscle contraction; slow-twitch skeletal muscle fiber contraction
Cellular component (GO): troponin complex
Molecular function (GO): troponin T binding; tropomyosin binding
Source: RefSeq, a predicted model, not a curated record